Rhizophagus irregularis DAOM 181602=DAOM 197198 is the source of this 828-nucleotide messenger RNA. RefSeq lists its product as uncharacterized. NCBI's taxonomy places the organism in Eukaryota, Fungi, Glomeromycota, Glomeromycetes, Glomerales, Glomeraceae. The record is from RefSeq and is a predicted model, not a curated record.
AUGGGAAAUUCAGAUAAAACGCAGACCGAGAAAACAAACGAUCCGAACUCAUCGGAAACAAAAUGCCCCUACCAGAAUAGUGCCAACUCUCCGAGACAAAAUAGUUCAGCCUCUUCAGGACAAAAUAGUUCAGCCUCUUCAGUAACCGACCCCAGAGGAACAAAUAGUACGCAGCACACUGAUAAAAAAGCUUUCACGGACUUCCAAGCUACUGAUGAGAUAGUACUAAAAUACGACUUCACGGAUUCCAGGAAACAUACUACAUACAAAGCAGCGACCAUGUUGCAUGGUCUAGAAUUCGUAGAACGGGUUAUAGUCGUACGACGAACGAAAAGCAAUGUCAGACACCACCAAGUCUUCUGGGCCUAUCUCUCUCUCAGCUCGACCAUCGACAGGGAAAACUUGGACACGUUCGACCUCUGGAAUGUUACACCCACUGAAGUCAAACCAGAGGAUGUAUUAGAUAACGUGGAGGACGAUGAGAACGACAACUCGGCGCCAAAUAAUUCUCCUAACCAAGUAAGUACCCAAAGCACCAAAAAGAGUUCUGACACAGACGUAGAACUAAACACAAUCGCCUGUAUUAUAGGAGAGCAACUCGAACCUGUCGAUUUCUCUUCUAAAUCCAAGCAAAUGAGAGCUUUGCUUAUAACCAAUACGACUGGUUCGUCUUCCGUUGAAGCAAAAGACACCCGUAGAAGUUGCACUCGAACAUGUUCUCAUAAAAAGGAUACUAGGUUGGAACAAAAGGAGGCUGAUAACGAUACCAUCUUUAUUAUCAUAAGUCCUGUGUACGCUGAUAUUUUCUCGACGAGUAGCACAUGUUAA